UUGUAAAACCGAAAUGAUGUUUCGUAUUUUCAUAAGAACUAUCUCGACCACGGUCUCGCUGUCGGGAAAGAAAAAUUUUCGUAAAUUUUUGCUUUACAACAAGCGGGGAACACGCUUAUUCAAACAACAACGUGCUGCUAAUCCUGCGCUCUUCCCGGAUAUGCCAAUUGACAAACGAGGCGUUCGGGACACCGGUGUAACCAUCGAUGGAAAAUUUAUUGAAAUAGCGGAAAAAAUUCCUGAGCUCGUUGUACCCAAUCUGGAAGGGUGCAAAUUCAAACCAUACGUGUCAUACAAGGCUCCAGACGUAGUUCAAUCUGAAUUCACCUGCCAGGAUUUGUUCAACGCGGUAUACGCCCAAAAAAUCAUUGAUGAUUGGAAAAGUGGGAAGCUGAACGAAGAUGGUAGUUCCUCGGAACCGUCAGAUGAGGAAACACUGUCCGCAGAAGUAGCAUGGGCCAAGGCAAGAAAAACAGGUUCAGAUAUAUUUUGAACAAGGCGCUUAAUAGAUUGCGAUGCGGAUAAUAAAUUUAUUAGUGAAUAAAUCUGGUUUAUUAGGAAACACUGAUC
Messenger RNA from Anopheles nili, 570 nucleotides. RefSeq names its product 39S ribosomal protein L41, mitochondrial (gene mRpL41). The transcript has a single exon. Gene Ontology annotation, cellular component: mitochondrial large ribosomal subunit. NCBI's taxonomy places the organism in Eukaryota, Metazoa, Arthropoda, Insecta, Diptera, Culicidae. Gene Ontology annotation, molecular function: structural constituent of ribosome. The record is from RefSeq and is a predicted model, not a curated record. Gene Ontology annotation, biological process: translation. The coding region runs from base 14 to 493 and encodes 159 amino acids.